Leptosia nina is the source of this 1596-nucleotide messenger RNA. Lineage: Eukaryota; Metazoa; Arthropoda; Insecta; Lepidoptera; Pieridae. The record is from the annotation of a GenBank genome assembly.
AUGUCUCGAACUAACAAAGUUCCACCUGAUGGAGGGUACGGCUGGGUCGUCACUUUUGCUUAUGCGUUAAACAACGUAGUUGUACUCCCCCUUAUUGCAGGCUUCGGUCUUGUGUUUCAAGAGGCUUUUGAGGACACAGGGCUAUCUGCAACACAAGGAACACUUAUUAUAAUUUUAAACCAUGGCUUCGGAAUGCUUUUAUCGUUUUUCGGAGGACCAGUACUACGAAGGUUUGGAUAUAGAAAAGUAGCCGUAAUUGGAGCUCUACUUGUAUCUGUUGGGCUUAUGCUAACAGCGGUCUCCUCUAGUUUCUGGCUUUUCUUACUUUCUUACAGUAUUAUAAAUUCAAUGGGAGUAGCAGCAGUGAUGGCAGCAUUUUCGUUAGCAAUUAAUUCGUUCUUUAAAGAAAAGAGAGGAAGAGCCAUAGGUGUUGGAAUGUCCAUAACGGGGCUUGGAGCUAUUUAUAUGCCUUUAGUAAUGAGUGUACUUAUGUACGCAUAUGGUUGGAGAUAUGCUGUCCUUAUUUUAGGUGCUAUUUGUAUGCACUCCCUUUUAGCAGCGUGCUUAUUAAGACCAGCAAAGUGGUACUUAAAGGAUGCCCCUAGUUCAGAAGAAGAAGAACCUUUAAAUAAGGAUGCAGACGUCGAACUUAUUAAUGGAAGUGUUACUACUCCUACGGAUAUUGUAACGGCUGUGUCUUCCUCAAUAAAACUAAACGAACAAGAUAGCAUUCCAAAGAAAAGCACAUCCCUACAUGUUCUAACCACAAAUGGUUUGCAUAAUAGAAAUGCCACUUCACAACCCGAUAUUCGGAAAAAUAAUACUGACGAAACGUAUUUAACAGAACAAAGAUAUAAGUGGUGGGAAUCUCAAGAAAUCAAUCUGGGUAGUUCUAUCAAUAUAUUUAGGGAGUCGGAUUAUCGGAAAGAGAAGAUAGCGACUAGCGAUACAGUAAUAGAAGAGAAGACAUACUUCCAACGGUUUAUAGAUUUCUUCGAUUUGACGUUGCUCAGUGAUCCAAUUUUCGUGAACAUUUUAACUGGAAUGUCAUUAGCUUCGUGUGUUGAAACGAAUUUUUCUUUAUUAUUCCCGAUAAUUUUAAAAGACAUGCUUCAGUUUGAGACAGCGCAAAUAGCAAAGAUUAUGGCAGUGAUUGGAUUUUCUGAUACAUUGUUCCGUCUACUGUCGCCUUUUAUAGGGGAAUGGUGCAACAAGCCACCUCGUGUGAUGUAUAUGGUCAGCUUGCUGGUCAUCAUCUUCACUAGAACAAUAAUGCUAUUCACGACGUCGUUCCUCGGAAUGGUGUUUGUGGGUCUCGCUAUUGGAAUCACCAAGGGAGUAAGAACAGUGUACAUGAAUAUCAUAAUACCAAGCUAUGUGCCCCUCGAGCGAUUGCCGUUCGCUUCGGGAAUCCAAAUGUUUUUCAAUGGUAUUGUGAUUAUUACUAUUGGAUCUUCGUUAGGUCACAUUCGAGAUUUGACGGGGUCAUACUCAGCACCCAUAACAGUACUCAACUUUGUUACCUUCCUAACUGUUAUACUGUGGAGUGCAGAAUUUUUAUACUUUAGAAUUACUAACAAAAACACAACUAAGUAA